Scylla paramamosain (green mud crab) is the source of this 4122-nucleotide messenger RNA. RefSeq names its product multifunctional procollagen lysine hydroxylase and glycosyltransferase LH3-like. The coding region runs from base 1270 to 3936 and encodes 888 amino acids. Gene Ontology annotation, molecular function: oxidoreductase activity, acting on paired donors, with incorporation or reduction of molecular oxygen; iron ion binding; L-ascorbic acid binding. The record is from RefSeq and is a predicted model, not a curated record. The transcript has 14 exons. Lineage: Eukaryota; Metazoa; Arthropoda; Malacostraca; Decapoda; Portunidae.
AGUCGAGAUGAGACGCCAGAACGUGCGAGAAUGUGGGCCAAUGUAAAGUUAAUGUAGGUAUGUUUGUAUUAAGUGAACAAUCUGAAGUCUGGGCAAAUAGAUCAUAAGCUCCCUUAGGCCACUUACCACUGCUGCUCUGUGCCUCGUGAGUACUGUUAGUGGUGCUGCUGACUCGUCUGUGAACCUCUACUUAAUUCUGUCUUUGUAGUGGCAUAAGAACUAAGGGAAGGUGCAAGAAGCCAUCAGGCCUACAGGUGGCAGUCCCUGUAUAAAACGUACCUACCUAUUUCCACCGGUCAUUCUCAUCCAUAAAUUUGGUGACAUGGCCCUACAGGGAGUGAGGCACUGUGGCAAGGUGUGGACGAUAUCCUCUUAUCUGACGAGAGAUACGUUUCACACCUGCGAUGCUGAAUUAAGGGAAUAUCGAACUGGGGACCGUGGUGCAGUGAUACCACGCGCGCUUUGGGGGCCAAGUGGUCAUCAGGCGCACGGGUUCGAAUCCUGGCUACGGUCCGAGGGUAGGAAAGGUAUCCACUCAGGGUAAAGGUUCCUAAAUGCUAACUCCAAAAUUCUUUCAUCAGGAGACACCGUCUCAGCCCUGACAGACUAAGAAAAACUUGAAAAAAAAAUCGAACUGGGACCAUAUUCUGAAACGUGUCUGCGCCGCACCUCCGCUACUUUUAAAACACUGUAGCGUUUUUCAAGCGUGUUUUAUGGCUCAAGUGAUACAUUAACACGCUUUCUAAUUAUCGAACAGAGAAACACUGGUGAGAACCCGGCAAAGCAUCUCCGUGGCCUUACAAAACAGUCGUGGUGAGAGAGCAAAGCGCUUCAGUACACUGGUCCGAGUCGCAAAUUGUCAGCGUUAUCAAUACAGUCGCCCCAGACACACGCUGCUAAAAUAGUGGCGCGGUUGUAGCUACGUGUGAAAGCUACAAUUGAGUGCCAUGUUUUGUGACGACCAGCGCUACUUUUUGUCUCGAAGGCAACUAUUCACGCGCGUCUGCAGUGUUAAUUUUCGUGUGUGAAAGGCCCAUUUAUCCCCAGUAUUUACGAGCGGUGGUGCUACUGAGUAUCGUUGAGGAGUCCCGUGUGAAAGGGUCCGUAACGAUGGAUCUGGACAAGUAGCCCUCAACUACCCUGGCCGCGAAGGAUGUAGGGAAGGACACGAAGGAAAGCCCAGUCGUGUUAACCUGGGAGGGCGUUGGGGAGACUACUGAAGAAGGUGACGAAGGGAGUUUUGGAGAGGCUGAGGAACAUGGCAGUGAGAUGAAGGGAAUGAAUAAUGAUGGAGGAAGUGAAAGAGGCAGUGAACAAGAUGGUGUAAAGACUGAAGGUGAUGGUGAAAUGGGAAGGACUAGGCAAACUGAGAGUGAGGUAAAUGAAAUAACUGACGGGAAAGAUAAUGAAGGAGGCGACGAAGGAAGGACUGAAAAAGGGAAAGAAGAAGCCAAUGAAAAGAAUAGUGAGAAACCCCAUGACAAAAAUAUAAAACACGGGGCGAACUCCGAAGACGAUGAAGAAGAGAUGGGAGAUUAUAAAAGAAAACCGGAAGGAGACGCUGAAGAACUACGACAAAAAUCUUAUAAAUCAAACGAUGACCGGAAACACAAGGUAACAAAAGACACGAAAAGAACUGAAACGAAUGACGCUGAAGAAGGCACAGAAGCAGACGAGAAAGACAAUGAAAAGAACACAGCAAAGCAAAAAGAAGAGGGAGAGAUCAGAAACAAGAAGACACAGCAAGAAGAUGAAGAAAGACAGAAGAAAAUGAAACUCUCCACUGACGAAGGAGGUGAAGGAGGGACAGGCGGUGCAAUAAGAGCAUAUCUGGUAGUGGGGACGCAGGAGGGGUGGAGGGAAGGCAGGGUGGAGGAGGUACAGCUUCGAGACACUGCAGUACUCUUCAACUAUGACUACCAAGUGCAGAGUGAGGAAGGUGUGCCCAGGUGUACGUCAGGUGAGCCAGAUGACAGCCUCCUCAUCUUUCUGCCCAGAGCCGAGGGCGUGGUGCAGGGGGCGGCAGGGUCAGUGGCGGCAGGCUUGGUGGAGUCAGGGGCGGCCAUCCUCCUCCCCCACCACCACGACAGCCACCACCGCCCCCUCCACGCACUGGCGGGAUGGACGAGGCAGGUGCGUGAGGCGGUGAAGAGAGCAGGCGUCACCUCCCUGGUAGCCCUAGCGCAGCGGCUUCAGGAGAGUGACACCCUGAGAAGAAGCUGCCGGGCGAAGGUGGACAAAGCUGGGAGGGUGUUCCACGUACUCAACAACACUGACGAAGUAGACGAAGGAGGCUUAAGCUUAGUAAGGAGCGGGGAGAGGUACAGAGUGGAGACAGAAGGGCGAGCACCUCCUGUUCUGCUCGCCACGCCAUCUAGUGAACACGCCAGGACUCUGUUGCUGUCUCUUUCCGACUAUUUGACAGGGGAGCUUCAUCCGGAGCACGGCUGUCAGGCCUGCGUGGAAGCAAGUGACACGGAGUUCUUAGGAGAGGAGGAGGAGGAGACACAAGAGGGAAAGAAGGAAGAGGAGAUAAUAAUGGUGGGGGUGUUUAUAGAAAGACCACAACCCUUUCUGUCUGUCACCCUCAGCUCUGUAUUCAACUCUCAACUCCCGCCCCAGUCCACUCACUACUACAUCUACAACCAGGUACAGGAGUACGAGGCCCAGGUGGCGCAGCUCGCUAGUGACCUUCGCGAGGCUGGAGUGCGCCACGUGACCCUAGGAGACCUUGUGCCGGAUGACCCCACCAUGACGCAGCGUAAGAAUGACCUCCUGGAGGCUUGCAGGACUGUCCAAGGCUGCUCCUGGGUGCUCCACUGGUCUGCCACCGCCUUCCUCAACCCAGGUAUUGCCCCGCGCCUCAUACGCCUGGCAACGCACCUGCACCCAUCCCUAUACCACCACCACCACCACCACCACCGCCGCCCUGUCCUCGCUCCAGCCCUCAGGGUCCAGCAGGGAGAUGAGGCGAGUUUCUGGCGAGGCAUCAACAACAAGAACACAUCGAUGCCUGAACCUUCCUGGGACCAUACCAGUGUUAUAAGCGGAAACAGCAGCAUGAGGAACCACUGGCGCGCAUCCUGCCUCAGAGAACUGUACAUCAUACCCAGGGACGUAAUUAUCGAACUCACCACGCCGUACACUCAUCCCCUUUAUUCUAACGCCACCCUCGCCUUCUGCGCCGCCCUGAGAGAUGCUGGAGUGCCCAUGGUCGUCACUACAGCGGUACAGAAUUUGGGGGUGCUCGUAAACACGACUGGGUACAACUUGGGUGCGCCAGAUGUAACGACUUACCUGAAGAAUGCGGACUUCUGGAGAGUAUCGUACUUAACUCCUCAGUGGCGGGACAUUGCGGCUGGGAAUCUGUCAGCUGUGUUACGGCCGUGUCAUGAGGUCUAUCAGUUCCCAGCCUUCAACGACCAAUUCUGCACAGACCUCCUUCGCCUCGCCUACGCCCGAAACAAGUGGUCACCUGCACUCAAACAGGACCCAAGGAAGAGGGCACCUGGUAGAGAGUCCGUCCCUACAGUGGACCAGUGGGCGUCUGACCUCGGCCUGGGGGAGAUGAUGGACGCUCUGUACGAGGACGUGUUGAAGAAGCAGCUCAUGAUCUCCUUCCCACACUCGAAUCCGGACGUGGUGGUGGCCUCGCAGAUAGCAAGGUUCCGCCCUGGGGAGAUGCCCGGCCUGCCCUCACACCACGACGCUUCCUCGGUCACCUUUCACGUCCACCUGUCGCCCUCCGAUCUAUACCAGGGCGGCGAGCUGGAGUUCCCGCGGCAGAGGUGCAGGGUGAAGGCAGGCGCGGGGGACGUGGUGGUGUUCCCAGGGCGCCUCACUCACCCCAAGGCGCUGCGUGACGUGACUGAAGGGGAACUGCACAAGCUGAUCAUCCACCUUGACAUGUAUCACAUCAAGCUUAGACACUUCUGAGAGCUGAGGUACAGAGAUUUCUUUGUUCACUCAAGUUCAAGCGUUUCUGAGGUCGAUUUUUCUAGACUUUUUUUUUUUUUUCAUGCUUGAGCUUUUGAGAAAUAUAUGUAUCCUCGCGCCUAGAAUGAUGGAUUAAAAAAGUACAUGCAUAUUUCGCGUUUUUCUCUGGUUUUAAGGGUGAAAUAA